Molecule: messenger RNA, 1098 nt
Organism: Micromonas commoda
Lineage: Eukaryota; Viridiplantae; Chlorophyta; Mamiellophyceae; Mamiellales; Mamiellaceae
Exons: 1
Coding region: 1-1098 (365 amino acids)
Biological process (GO): ribosomal small subunit assembly
Molecular function (GO): ribosomal small subunit binding; GTP binding; rRNA binding
Source: RefSeq, a predicted model, not a curated record
AUGGCGAGGGAGAAGGCCCGGGAGGAGGUCGAGUCCGAGGCGUGGGUGAAGGAGCGCGCGCGACUCGAAAACCUCGCCAACUCCUCGCGGCUCACCCACCACGCCGUCGCGCUCGAUCCCGACGCGACGGUACCGGAGCGGGACCAGAGGUGCGUCAGGGUCGGCGUCGUCGGCGUUCCCAACGCGGGGAAAUCGCAGCUCGUCAACACCCUCGUCGGCGCGCAGAUCUGCGCCGUCUCCGCCAAGACCAACACCACCCGCGUCGAGACCCUCGGCGCCGUCACCCGCGGCGACGCGCAGGCGGUGCUGCUGGACCUCCCCGGAGUCGUGGGACCGGAGCACUACCGCAACCCGACGCACGCGACGAAGGUGUCGAGCGCGUGGGCCGCGGCGGCGCAGUGCGAUCUCUUGCUCUUCAUCGUCGACGCCAACCGGCAGGCGAGGCGCCCGGACCCGCGCGUCGUGGACCUUCUCGCGUCCGCGCGCGCCAACCUCGAGCGGCUCAAGUACACGGAGGUGACGGGGCUGUCCAUGCCGCCCGCGGUGUUGGCGCUGAACAAGGUGGACCUCUUCAGGGGCGCGGAGGACCGGGAGGCGCUCAAGCGCGUCGCUCGGGCCCUCGCGGCGGUGCACCCGUUCGAGGAUAUAUUUCCGAUCAGCGCCGCGAAGGGGAGAGGGACGGACGCGCUGCUGUCGCAUCUGCUGCUGCGGGCGCCUCUGCGGCCGUGGGAUCUGCCCCCGAGCGCGGUGACGGAUAAGAGCAUGGUCGACCAGGCGAUUGAGGUUGUGAGGGAGUCGGUGUAUCGGAGGCUGCACCAGGAGCUGCCGUACUCCAUCGUGCCCGUGCACGACAGCUGGACCAACUUCGACGACGGGAGCUACCGCAUCGAGCAGACGCUCGUGGUCGACAGCGUGCCCAUGAAGCAGAUCGUGGUGGGGACGAGGGGCAGCGUCAUCGGGCAGAUUGGCAUCCGUGCGAGAACCGUGCUGGAGAAGAUGUUCAGCCGCAGGGUGCACCUGGUGCUCAACGUUAAGGUGAGGAAGAAGAACAACUCGUUGCGGGGCAAGGCGAGGACCACGGAGUUCGAGCUUUACUAG